Messenger RNA from Letharia columbiana, 2097 nucleotides. RefSeq lists its product as uncharacterized. NCBI's taxonomy places the organism in Eukaryota, Fungi, Ascomycota, Lecanoromycetes, Lecanorales, Parmeliaceae. The record is from RefSeq and is a predicted model, not a curated record. The transcript is spliced from 6 exons. Gene Ontology annotation, cellular component: nucleus. Bases 1 to 2097 code for a protein of 698 amino acids.
AUGCAUCCGUCUCAGCAAGCGAUGCGCCAGGUUGAUGGGCGACAGCAAAUUUCACUCGAAAGCAGUAUCAACCAUGGCCAUCACGGUCAAAGAAAUGGCGCCUACCAGAAGAUCUUCCCUCCAAUCGGGGCACAAGACUUCCAGGAGUUCCCCACAAGACGCUCAAACACCGGCAACCCAAACACAAUUGCAAGAGCAAGAUUUGAUGCCUCGUCUCCUAUGCCCACUAACUUUCCUCCCUCUAUAUAUUCGCAGGAGCCAUUGAGCGAUCAGAAAGGCGCUCAUCUGCCAGACCGUCACCGUCCGACAGGGCAUAAUACAUCUCGCAGCGCAUCACCAGUCUCAAGAAUGUCUUCCGAUGAAACCUAUGAGACACAGGCAACUUCAUUAGAGUUACCAGCGCUACAGGCACACUCAGCACUCGACAGGUCAGACCCAAUGGAGCCAUUGACUGGAGACCCCGCAGGCUCGUUCGACCUUGUUGCGCCAGCAGAAGAAGGUCGUCAGGCCUUUUCCUUAGAAGCACGUUCGGAGCAACUUUUCUCGCGUGCUCACCUGGAGAUAAUAUUCGCCAACCCAUCCUCUCUCUUAAGGUUCACUGCCUUCCUGAGCACACAUCGACCCCAAUCGGUGCCAAUCUUAAUAUACUAUCUCGAUGCACUCAAAGCGCUGAAAGCCAUCAGAUAUGCCAACGCUAUAGCCGAAGCUCUGAGCCCAAUACCAAAUUAUGACUUCACGUCCGAACUCGCCAAUCCAACUACCAACCGCGAACUUGAAAACAAAGCCGCCUCUGCGUUUACGGUAUUGACCCACGAGGACCUCCCAGCCUUUAUCACACAUGUCUAUGUGCAAGUAGUUAGCCAGAGCAUUUCCCGAAGAAUCACAGGGACGCUGGCUCCACAUCUGCGUGAAGCGUCCGAAGGUUUGGCGGAAGUAUUUUGCCUGACAGAUCCUUCUAGACCGGACAAUCCGAUUGUUUUUGCUUCUGAGGAAUUUCAUCGCACCACCCAAUAUGGUAUGAACUAUGCUAUUGGGCGAAACUGUCGUUUUCUUCAAGGUCCGAAGACAGAACCUGGCAGUGGACGAAGGCUUGGAGACGCGACCAGAGCUGGCAGGGAGCACUGCGAGGUUUUUCUCAAUUAUCGACGUGAUGGUUCACCUUUCAUGAAUAUGCUCAUGAUCGCGCCCCUUUGCGAUAGCCGAGGAAAAAUCCGAUAUUUUAUAGGGGCUCAGGUCGAUGUCAGUGGACUGGUCAAAGAUUGCACAGACUUGGAAUCUCUUCAGCAGCUUGUUGUUCGAGAGCAGGCUGAGCACAAAGAUACUAAUGGAGAAAAUUUCGACGGCCAGCAGGAGGCCAAGGACGACUUCCAGGACUUGAGCGAGAUGCUGAACAUGGCCGAGCUUGAAACCGUGAGGAAGUUCGGCGGAAGGAUGCACCGAGAGUAUCAAGAAGAGGAGGUAGACAAGCCACGUAAUGGCGCGCCCCAUAUGCCACGGUUGCUCUUGCAGGAGCCAUCUGCAGAUGACAGUCAGAUAUUCGAUCUCAGUAGCCGCCAGAGUGGCAAGCUAAGCGGCAUCUACCAGAAUUAUCUACUUGUCAGGCCUCAUCCAUCUUUCCGUAUUUUGUUUGCUUCGCCGACGUUGCGGGUGCCAGGAAUCCUCCAGUCUCCUUUCCUGGACAAGAUUGGUGGCUCUACACGAGUCCGCGAGGAGCUGUCUGCUGCUCUAGCAGAAGGUCGAGGUGUAACAGCAAAGGUGCGCUGGGUUACCAAAGCAGACGAAGAUGGAAGAAAUCGAUGGAUUCACUGCACUCCUUUGUUAGGCAGCAAUAGCCUAAUUGGCGUCUGGAUGGUGGUACUUGUCGACGACGAUCAAGAGCUAAGUAGGAGAUGGAAGCAGGCUCCCCCAGUUGCACCUCAUCGUGGUAGAAUUUACGACGGUCAUGAACGCAUGGGAAGCAGCGGAGAGUCUAUUGCAGGCCGUGCGAGUGGUGUGAGCUCGUUGCAAAAUGAUCAUCCCAGAGCUCAUCAGAGUACAAACAACGGCGCCCAUAGCAGCUCUGUCAGGUCUACUUCGCCAAAUUCGGUUCUAAUAUAG